GGGAAGAAACUGCUGAAGUUCUAUUACCUGUGCGAAAUUGGAGCUAAUGAAAUAAAAAGUCACAAAUGAUGGACAAGUCCACUGAGAACCCCGGCAAUGACCCGGUGUCCACCAAAGGCAACGGAUCCAUCAAGAGCGAUGAGAAGACGUCGACUGAUGGUGGCAUAAAUGUGAGCAUGAUGGAGAAGUUUAGAAGGAGCUUCCGGCUUCCAACACGGAAGAAUCCACCAUCACCUGGUGACAAGGAAUCCAAGUUAUCACCAGAAUCAGAUGAACCUGCAAAGAUGUUAGAUUCUGCGGCUUCACCACAACCUCCGUCACCCAGUCUGAGUCCUGGCUCUGCAUCUACCUCUCCGAAGAACAACCAGAAAAAAGAGGAUGAUGACUCAGAUGUUUCUCACAAAUCCAGACCACUAACACCAUCAAACACAGAUCCCAGUAUGCCGAGGUUUGAUAAUACAUUAAAUAGACUGAGAGAAUGCCUUCGUUGGAGACGGAAAAAGGAAGUGGAUACACUCCCCUCUGAAGACUUGAAGGAAGAAAAAGAUCCCAGUAUGCCGAGGUUUGAUAAUACAUUUAAUAGACUGAGAGAGUCCUUUCCUUGGAGACGGAAAAAGGAAGUGGAUACACUCCCCUCUGAAGACUUGAAGGAAGAAAAAGGUGUUGGCGACGGCUCUUCAGCCACCUGUUUGGAGAAUGAAGAGAAAAAAGAGGAAGAUGAGUCAGAUGUUUCUUCUCUCAAAUCCAAACCACCGACACCAUCAAAGACAGAUCCCAGUAUGCCGAGGUUUGAUAAUACAUUUAAUAGACUGAGAGAGUCCUUUCCUUGGAGACGGAAAAAGGAAGUGGAUACACUCCCCUCUGAAGACUUGAAGGAAGAAAAAGGUGUUGGCGACGGCUCUUCAGCCACCUGUUUGGAGAAUGAAGAGAAAAAAGAGGAAGAUGAGUCAGAUGUUUCUUCUCUCAAAUCCAAACCACCGACACCAUCAAAGACAGAUCCCAGUAUGCCGAGGUUUGAUAAUACAUUUAAUAGACUGAGAGAGUCCUUUCCUUGGAGACGGAAAAAGGAAGUGGAUACACUCCCUUCUGAAGACUUGAAGGAAGAAAAAGGUCUUGGCGACGGCUCUUCAGCCACCUGUUUGGAGAAUGAAGAGAAAAAAGAGGAAGAUGAGUCAGAUGUUUCUUCUCUCAAAUCCAAACCACCGACACCAUCAAAGACAGAUCCCAGUAUGCCGAGGUUUGAUAAUACAUUUAAUAGACUGAGAGAGUCCAUUCGUUGGAGACGGAAAAAGGAAGUGGAUACACUCCCCUCUGAAGACUUGAAGGAAGAAAAAGGUGUUGGCGACGGCUCUUCAGCCACCUGUUUGGAGAAUGAAGAGAAAAAAGAGGAUGAAGAGUCAGAUGUUUCUUCUCUCAAAUCCAAACCACCGACACCAUCAAAGACAGAUCCCAGUAUGCCGAGGUUUGAUAAUACAUUUAAUAGACUGAGAGAGUCCUUUCCUUGGAGACGGAAGAAGGAAGUGGAUACACUCCCCUCUGAAGACUUGAAGGAAGAAAAAGUGACUCCUACCUUUGAGGAAUACCUUGAAAUUCAAGCCUUUUGUGAGGCCACUCAGCAACUGAUAGACAGGGAGAAACAUCUGUUUUGGGAGACAGCUGAGGCUAACAAGGAAGCAGUAGAAAAGCUUGCUGCAGACCAUAAAGCCCUUGAAGAGCGUGUAUGGCAGACUCUGCAGCAGAGUCUUUCUCUCAGCAGUGAGGAAGCAUCAGUGUCUGCUCUGAAGUCUGCAGUGAAAGCCAUCAACCUUGAGGAAGAGCAGGACCAGCUGUGGAAACAAAGAUCCCAGACUCCACCGGCCUGGAGGCCCAGUGAGUGGAAGAAGCGCCAUGACGAAGUGCUUCAAAAAUUAGUAAAUGGGCGUAUGGAUAAUCCAUCGAGCCCCACUGGUGACCAGGUGAACCAGUCCUCGAUCCAGGCAGACAUCCAGUCCAUGGACAGGCAGCUGAAGGAUGACCUGCAGUGGGUGGUGGAGAAGGUGAAGAACUGCUACCCACCAGAGAUGGACAUCUGUAACUUUUAUGCAAGACAGUACCAUCAAACUUUCAAGGCCAGGCUCAGAAAGAUUGUUGGUUCUGUGGAUGAUGAGGACUGCAGUUUCCUCCUGCGAUGGGUGAAGGAAUCUUAUCCAGAAAUCCUUGAAAAACCUGAGCUGACCAGCAAUAUCAAUACUGAAGCGCUGGGAAACCUGCUUCCUGACGAGUUACUGAAACCUCUGGAGGAGAAGUACCUCAGCAAUCAACAGAGCGACCUGAUGAUUUAUAUUGACCGAGUAUUGGAUGAAGCAAAGAAAGAGUGGGAUCAAGGAAAGGAGCCGACAAGAGAUGAUGGUUGCUACGCCAGUGCCGUGGCCUAUGAUGUCAUCCAGUUUAUCAACGACAUCGUGACAUCAGCACAAAAAAUUGUAAGAGACCCGCACAAGGCCCAGAAAAUAACAUCCAACCUGACAGACUUCAUGCAGAGGUAUAAAGAGUUUCAUGAAGACGUCAUUAAGCAGAACAAACCGCACAGCAAAGCUUUCAUAAAGGCAAACCUCAGCUGUGUCAAACAGUUCAAGGACUUCCUUGUGAAGCACGAUCUGUUCCUAGAGGAUGUGCAGAAAAACUGUUUGCCGGUCCUGACUGAGAUGAAACAGUCUGCUCACACUUAUUUAUUAACUCCUGUGCACAAGGUCCUCAAGCCACACUACCAGAAGGUGGGAACCAAUGACUGGCUGAAGAAGAACACGUUUGAGAAGCUGCUGAAUAGCACUGAAGAAGAGCUUCAACAACUUCAGGGUUCCAGUCAGUCCUCUUACCAGGAGCUGAUUGGUCAGCUUUACCAGGAAGUGGCAGAAGAAUAUGUCCGGAGGCUCCUGAAAGGAGAGGUGAAACUGAAGGACAGCAAUCAGCAGCAGAAGGCUUACGAGACUGUGAAAGAAAAUGCAGAGAAACUGCACGAGCUGUUUGCCGAAAUGGGAUCCAAACAAGACUGGUUGAAGGAAAUCCUGACCAAGAUUGCAGAAGUGCUAAAACUCCAAGAUACUCCUGCCAUACAGAUGCAAAUCGUUUCACUGGGAUCUGCUUAUCCCGACCUCAGUGAAAAACAUAUUUCAGCUCUGCUUAAACUCAAAGCAAACCUCUCCAAAGCCGACAAGAAAACUAUCAAAACCACAGUGCUGGACAUACUGAAAGAGAGCCAUACUAAUGCUGAAACCCGGGCAUUUUUCUCCAAAGUUGAAGUGGUGGGCAGUUGAUUUGCUUUUCAGAGUAUCACUGACUGAGAGUUGGGUUGCGGAGCAUUGUGUAUUAUAUUGUUUGGUAGAUAAGAUGAGUUGAAUGCUAAUGUUUUCAGUCUGUCUGUAGAGAUGUUCAAAGUGAAUGCCAUGGAUAAUUCCUCAUGUUUUUUCUUGUUGUCUGUUAGUGUUUGACUUGAGCCACAUCAGCCUAAGUUUUUCUUUUUAUUUAGUCAUUUUUCAUUUUUGAAUGACCAUCACUUAUGUUGAAACACUUCCUCCUUGGACCUCAGACACUGUUAUUCCAUUUUCUACAGUCAAACUUUCUCCUAAAUUCUUGUCUUAGAUGUGCAGGCUUCUCUCUUAAAACAUCAUCACCUCGUGCUCUGCUUCACUUGGAGGUAAGCAUGGUUUCUUACACAGAGAAAUGGGGCAGAGCAAAUGUGCAUGUUGGUUCCGAAUGCUUUUGAUUUACUAACAUACGAACUGUGGUGAUAACAAAAUAGGCUGGCACGCACGUUUUACAAAUUUAACAGUAAUUUUUCUGUGUGGACUACUUGUGUAUUAGUGUAUUAGUCCGUGUAUUAGUAAAUGAGGCUCAUUGUCUCCACCAUGUUUCACAGAUGAUGCAGCAGUGAAAAGUUGUUUCUCUCCUUCUUCUGACUUUCUCUUCCCAUGUUUCUGAUACAAGUUUAUCUUGGUUUCAUCUUUUCAAAGAUAGUUUUUCGAAUCCUGUGAAAGGUCUUUUAGAUGUUUUCCGGCAAAUCUAAUCUGACCUUCUUGUUCUUCUUCUUCUUCUUGUAAACCUUGUUGUAUACUGCUGAAAUAAUAGAAAUCAAGCCUUGUAACAACAUGGAUAAAUAAUACUCUGAAGCGCUGGAAUAUUGUUUCACAUGUAACCUAGUGACAUUUCCAUUUUGAUAUUAUCCAAUAGUUUUUCUCAGUUUUGUAAAUAAUAAUAGAAUAGAAUAGAAUAGAAUAAUAUAAGGUACUGCUUUUAAAAAAUGUACACAUCCACUGAAAGAAGUCAGAAUUUCUGCAGUGAUUUAUGUUUGGUCCUUGGUUUGUGCAAGUUAGUAUAGAAUAAUUCUUUAUUCUUGUAUAUGUACCAGAAGAUAAAUGGCAAUAUUGUGUUUACAGUGAAGUAGUAAAACACACUGUUUAAAAAUAUUACCUUUGUCCUCUCAUGUUUGUCGCGUUUGACAUCAGACAAAGAAAAAUGACAUUUCACAUCAAAUAAAUAGCAUUACAUGUAAACUUGCGCAUGUUUGCCAUUUUGUAAAGGAAACCAGACAUAACAGUGAAAGUCAAUUCAUUUCUCAGGUAAAUUCCUUUUUACGUGAAUAUUUCUUCUUCUUAUUAUUAUUAUUGUAUGUUUUGUAUAAGUUGAUUCAGCUGUUUGGAUUUUUUUUUCACCUUUUGUGAUUGUAGCUAAGAAAAUGUAAACAUUGUGUUACUGAAAUGCAUAUUUGAUAAUAUCAAUAAAAGGCCACUAUAUCCACUAGGCACUAUCAGCCUAAUCCACUCACA
Molecule: messenger RNA, 4802 nt
Organism: Oreochromis aureus
Lineage: Eukaryota; Metazoa; Chordata; Actinopteri; Cichliformes; Cichlidae
Product: tumor necrosis factor alpha-induced protein 2-like
Exons: 23
Coding region: 66-3293 (1075 amino acids)
Biological process (GO): exocytosis; exocyst localization
Cellular component (GO): exocyst
Molecular function (GO): SNARE binding
Source: RefSeq, a predicted model, not a curated record